AGGCAAUUACUAAAAAACGAGAAGGGAGGUUUCUUAUCAAGUUUAGGACACUUGGUGGAACUGAAUGGUUUAGGCUUGAUGGAAUUUAUAUAGCAAACUUAUUAGCAGGAGCGCAGCCAGAAUUUUCUCAAAGCUACGGACACUUUUACCAAAUCCGCCGUAACCAGUCUUCUAAGCUCCAAAUUGCUUUCAUGCGUGUACUUGAAUUGAUUAAUUUCUGUUUUCUUAUCAGUAUGGUCAUGGUCAAGUAAUCAUUUCUCUUGACUGAAGAGAAAUGAUUGAAAAGUGUCCCUCUGCAUGCUUGUUCUUGAAUAAGGAAAAUUGUCUAUCAAAACAUUCUGGUAAAUGUAAAUCAAUCUAAACAAAUGAAUGCACCAUUACUAUAAACGCGUUUAUUUUCUCUUGAAUCUUUUCAGAGAAAAUUCUUUCCACGCUGGCUCAGUUUGAAAAGAUGAACUCUAAAGUUGUGAUUUUUGCUUUGGCAAUUUGCCUGUUUGUUACAGCGUCUGGCGGUAAGUCUGUUUUUUUUUUUCUUGAUCUAUUACACAACACACAAAACAGUGAAUUUUAGUAGGUCACAACAUAACAUGCAAAUAUUUGUACUAAUAACUUAAUGUGAUUCCACUGUAUUGGGGAUAAAAUUCGUCGGCAAUUCCUUUUUUAAUCUUGUCAAACGUCACCGGCUUCGAGUUCAUUUGACUAUUAUUCCUCAUAAAAACGGCCAGAAACAACAAAGGAUAUUAAUUGUCAUUAUGUGGCCAAGUUUGGUAAUCAACGGAAGAUUAUUGUAAGGAGUUAUAAGGAGUUUUUAUUCCAGCCUUGUUUUCAUUCUAAAAGGUAACGUGACAUAAACUUAAUAAAAAAUCUAUCAAAAAUGAGAAUAGUCUAGAAAUCCUACGACUGACACACAAUUUUCGAAAAGUAGAGACACCAAUAAUGGAAAAUUUCAAUCAAAAGCAACAUUGUAUAAAAGUAUAAAUCUUUACUGAGAUAUCCUUUGAUUUCCCAAUUAAAACCAUUUAGGUCAUUCCGCAAGGCAUAAUUCUCCCAAGAAAGAGCUUCAGGAAGAUGGGGAAUUGCAUGAUGACGUGUGCAAAAAGCUCCUAGAGUCGGCCUCUUAUGAGACACAUACCCUCAUGCAAAUCCUUUACGACUCGUCUUGUCAACCAAAAGGAUGGGAAGGAUUCUUCAAUCGAGCCGACGUGAAAAAAAUGGUAGAAGAUAUCUCCAGUCGGCUUCAGGAAGAUUCUCAAGUGAAGGGGCUCGAACUGAAUCCAAAAAUCGGAUGGAUUUUCAGAGCAUUCCAUAUGGUUCCUCCUGACCAAGUAAAGGCUAUAAUUAUGGGUCAAGAUCCAGCCCCACAACCUGGCCUAGCAACGGGGCUCUCAUUUAGUCUAGAUCCCUCGGUCCAUCCCAAAACUGUCCAAAGUGUGCUAAGAGUGAUUCUUGAAGCUCGAAACGAAGGGUACUGCGUCAAUGCUAGUGUUGGUGUCUUGGAGAACUGGGCUAAACAGGGCGUUCUUCUGCUAAACACAGCGCUGACCUUAGUACAGAAAAAAAUUGGCUCGCACAUACCAAUCUGGAAAAAAUUCAGCCGUGAAAUAAUGAAGUACAUCAACGACAAUAUUAAUCCAUCCGUUUGGAUUCUUUGGGGUAGCAAAGCCAAGGCUCUAGAGAACAAAAUCGACAAGAGCAAACAUUACAUUGUGAAAGGAGGCCAUCCAUCGCCCAGGGCACCUGCCGAAAAGUUUUUUUGUCAAAAUUACUUCUCCUGUGCAAACGAGUGGCUGUGUAAGAAAGGCCGUGGCACGGUGGACUGGAACCUAGUUCCUCUGCCCUGCAAAAAACACGCCAGUCGUUUGUUUGGGUGGAAAAGGUCUGGUUCAGGGUUUUAUGAAAAAGAUGAAUGUGAAAUGCAGCCCUGCCCUGCAUUCUAAUGUAUUAAGGUAAACAAGAGGAUUGGAAUAAAGUACUGUAAAGUAUAAAAAUAAUGUUCAUAUAGUCUUUUGUGUUUAAUACUUUGCUUAGAACAUGCAAUCACUUUAAUACUAGUUUUUAAUUAAUCAUCUUUAGGCAGGAGUAAGCGAAAUACUCUUUUAUCUGGUGAAGGAAUAAGACAGUGUUUCUUCAAAUAAAAAGCUAUGUUAUUUGUGCAUGCAGAUGAAACACUGUUAAGCUGGUAUAAAAAAUGAAGUUGCUGGAGACUACACAAUUGAGUUAAAUGUGGCGACUUGUAAGACAACAUCACUUAAAUCAACAUAGACGUAUGAGUGGAAAUGGUCGAACAGAACAAACUGUGUCUUCCUGCGAAACAAACACGCAUUUGUAAGGUUAUUUACAUAUCUCCAGAUGCGACCCAGUUCGUCGGUCACCAGAUUUAUUAGAUAAGGGUUUUUUCUUUGUUUUUUGUUUUCGUUCGUGUUGCGAUCCAAAGCAGACAAGUUUCGAAGUGGAGGUUCAUCAGAAGUUCGAAGUUCAAAGUUCAUCAGACCAAUCAGAUUUUUCUUCCUAACUAUUUGAUGGCAUCUGUUCAUCUUUAUCAGAGCCUUUUUUCAUAUUUUUAGACGGAAAACGUUUUACUACAAGCGUUUAAAAAUAUAUUUGAUCAACUAUUUUGGUUCAAAUUGCUCCUCGAGAGGCUUAGUUAGACUUUGUUCUGCCGGGCUCAAUCGACACUUAAGGUCUGCAACAAACCUUCCUUUUUAAUGUCGAGUGUUUUUUAGUAUCGCGAAAAAAUAUACACAGCAAUGAGAGGCCCUCUUAUCAACAAACCUCUACAAUGAAUUACAAAACCUGUUACAACCCGUAGCUUCAUGACUGCUCUUUCUUUUUCUUUAAGAUUACAUGAGACAAAAAGCACCAGCAGCACCAGGUAAAAUAAGAGUCAUUGACAUCGUUUCGACAGUUGUUGAUGAUCUGAAGACAGUACAAAUCGUUAGUUUAUUACUUUUUUAAGAAACAUGUAUCUUGUGCCGGAUAGUUGAUGAACUAAUAUCUCAAAAGUGUAAGACUGACGAGAACGCAGAAACGUAAGUGUUUUUUAAAAUUUAUCAUUUGGUGUCUUUUUAGAUUUAUCUCAAAAUUUAGAGAAAUUUCCUACGCUUGAUCUCCCACUAAAAUAUUUUCUGUGCAGUUAUCGAUUUCUUCAUUCAACUUUUUGUGAGUCUUGUCUUUCUGUAAGCAAAGAUUUUAUGGAAAAGUUUAUUGUUUUCUUAACUUAUCGUGGAUUAAAUUUCUAUGAGACUAAAAAUAACUGUUGUACUUACUCAUGAUCGAUCAGAUACACUGUAAAUUUGAAAAGAUUUUCACCCUGAAGUACCAACUAGCCCUGCAGGCCAAGUCUUUUUUACACACUAUAAGUUUCCUGUGGAGCCAUUUAAUAGGCAAUUUGAAUCAAAAAGGCCGACUCAAAUAUCUUUUAUAACAGUGAAUAUAUGAAAUCUUAUAUAUUUGGACGGUUAUGAGCCUUCUUCACGCACUGAUUCAAUCCUGUCUUUAACCAAGUUACAUAUCUCUUCUAUCAUUGGUGCAAGUAUGCCUCGCUGAUUCGCUCCUGCAUUGUACUGAUGAAACAUCCCAGUUCAAUGACCGCCUUACAUUUGCCAUGCCUAGGUCAGGGCGAUGAAACGCGUACUUGGUGACCCAUUUGUUUCUUGAUUUCCUGAUGAUGAUGUGCCCUAAGAACUGGAGCUGUCGUUCUUGUAACAGCUGCAUGAGCGGGACUUGUUUCACCCGGCCUCUCGAGGACUUCUUCUUUCUUGUUACCCAGAAAUAUUCUACAGCAAUUGGUUGGUCAGCUGAUGACUUUAUCUUCAAGUUUCUUUAAUUUGCUAGUGUUCCUGCGUCACAUCCGUAUAGAAGUAUCAGUAGAAAGGUUGUCUCGAACGAGUUGAUUUAAGGUCUGUAGAGGUAGUCGCCCAAGACUCUCUAACUUCCAGCGGCGAUGUUUCACAUAGCCUUCAUUUGAGGCCAUCCUUUAUACAAGGUAAAUGAAAUCAUCAGCGAGCUUGAUGUCUUCAUUAUUUGAGAUCGGAUUUUUCUUUGUGUUGAUGACGAGGACGAUCUUUUCGGUCUUAGCAUUUUUUUUUCAGCUGGUUAUGGGCUUCUUCGAGGGAAUUCCCAAGAGUAUCAAUAUUGUCUACAAAGUCUCAGGUCAUUAAUCACUUCCCUGAGGUAUCUGCCAGAUCUUCUGGGCGCUCUGGUAAAGUCGUGGUCUCCCUCUCAUUGCUUCAUUAUGAAAUCGUUGAUAACGAUGAGCAAAAAGGGGACCGAGACUUCCCCCCCCGGAAGGAAUCUAGUGACCUCAAACUCUUUAGUCAGAUGGCUAUCAACAUAUACUGCACUCUUGAAAUUGGUAUAUAGGGCUAUCGCGGUAUCAACUUAUGGUUAUCAAAGUUAUCAAAGAUGAACACUCAACUCACGAUUUUUGCUUUGGCAAUUUUCCUGUUUGCUACAUGUUCUCGUGGUAAGGCCAUUGACUUCUUCUACUCUAUUAAAGCUAGAAAACGUACGGCGCGGCAUAGUGGACUGGAACCUUGUUCCUCCGCCUUGCAAAAACCACGCCAGUCGUUUGUUUGGCCGGAAAAAGUCUGGUUCAGGGUUUACCGAGAAAGAAAGAUGUGAAAUGCAGCCCUGUCCGGCAUUUUAAUGUAAUGAGAUAAAUAAGGAGUUUGAAACAAAGUAAAACAUCUGUUCACUAUUAUUUGGAUUUGCAGUCACUACUCUUAAGUAAGAAGCAAACGAAAUCAGUCUUUUAUCGAAUUAAGGAACUGACUAAAAGACCUAGGUCACAGUGGGAAAUUCAGUUCUUGAAGUAAGGUGGCGGGGGAAGGAAGGUUUGAAAAGAAGCAUCUAAGUGCCUUGUCUAAAAGGAGGGGAAGAAUUACGGGCUCCUCCCCUAGACCUACUAUUACUGUAUACAGUAUCUUAGCUUCUCAGCACAAGGAAGAGAUACAUGUGAUAAGUAAAGAAUGAUGAUAAAUUUUAACAUCGGUGAAGAAAUGAGAAAUGAUGUGAUCAACAUGUCACGAGCACGAGACAAAGAAAAAUUCUGAGUCACCAACAGAAAUUGAACCUGAGGACGAAUAGUUCUAAUUUGCUUUUGUAUUUUGCAAAAAACACGCCAGUCGUUUGUUUGGGUGGAAAAGGUCUGGUUCAGGGUUUUAUGAAAAAGAUGAAUGUGAAAUGCAGCCCUGCCCUGCAUUCUAAUGUAUUAAGGUAAACAAGAGGAUUGGAAUAAAGUACUGUAAAGUAUAAAAAUAAUGUUCAUAUAGUGUUUUGUGUUUAAUACUUUUCUUAGAACAUGCAAUCACUUUAAUACUAGUUUGUAAUUAAUGAUCUUUAGGCAGGAGUAAGCGAAAUACUCUUUUAUCUGGUGAGGGAAUAAGACAGUGUUUCUUCAAAUAAAAAGCUAUGUCAUUUGUGCAUGCAGAUGAAAUACUGUUAAGCUGGUAUAAAAAAUGAAGUUGCUGGAGACUACACAAUUGAGUUAAAUGUGGCGACUUGUAAUACAACAUCACUUAAAUCAACAUAAACGUAUGAGUGGAAGUGGUCGAACAGAACAAACUGUGUCUUCCUGCGAAACAAACACGCAUUUGUAAAGUUAUUUACAUAUCUCCAGAUGCGACCCAGUUCGUCGGUCACCAGAUUUAUUAGAUAAGGGUUUUUUCUUUGUUUUUUGUUUUCGUUCGUAUUGCGAUCCAAAGCAGACAUGUUUCGAACUGGAGGUUCAUCAGCAGUUCGAAGUUCGAAGUUCAUCAGACCAAUCUGAUUUUUCUUCCUAACUAUUUGAUGGCAUCUGUUCAUCUUUAUCAGAGCCUUUUUUCAUAUUUUUAGACGGAAAACGUUUUACUACAAGCGCUUAAAAAUAUAUUUGAUCAACUAUUUUGGUUCAAAUUGCCCCUCGAGAGGCUUAGUUAGACUUUGUUCUGCCGGGUUCAAUCGACACUUAAGGUCUGCAACAAACCUUACUUUUUAAUGUCGAGUGUUUUUUAGUUGCGAAAAAAUAUACACAGCAAUGAGAGGCCCUCUUAUCAACAAACCUCUACAAUGAAUUACAAAACCUGUUACAACCCGUAGCUUCAUGACGGCUCUUUCUUUUUCUUUAAGAUUACAUGAGACAAAAAGCACCAGCAGCACCAGGUAAAAUAAGAGUCAUUGACAUCGUUUCGACAGUUGUUGAUGAUCUGAAGACAGUACAAAUCGUUAGUUUAUUACUUUUUUAAGAAACAUGUAUCUUGUGCCGGAUAGUUGAUGAAGUAAUAUCUCAAAAGUGUAAGACUGACUAGAACGCAGAAACGUAAGUGUUUUUAAAAUUUAUCAUUUGGUGUCUUUUUAGAUUUAUCUCAAAAUUUAGAGAAAUUUCCUACGCUUGAUCUCCCACUAAAAUAUUUUCUGUGCAGUUAUCGAUUUCUUCAUUCAACUUUUUGUGAGUCUUGUCUUUCUGUAAGCAAAGAUUUUAUGGAAAAGUUUAUUGUUUUCUUAACUUAUCGUGGAUUUAAUUUCUAUGAGACUAAAAAUAACUGUUGUACUUAUUCAUGAUCGAUCAGAUACACUGUAAAUUUGAAAGGAUUUUCACCCUGAAGUACCAACUAGCCAUGCAGGCCAAGUCUUUUUACACACUGUAAGUUUCCUGUGGAGCCAUUUAAUAGGCAAUUUGAAUCAAAACGGCCCACUCAAAUAUCUUUUAUAACAGUGAAUAAUGAAAUCUUAUAUAUUUGGACGGUUAUGAGCCUUCUUCACGCACUGAUUCAAUCCUGUCUUUAACCAAGUUACAUAUCUCUUCUAUCACUGGUGCAACUAUGCCUCGCUGAUUCGCUCCUGCAUUGUACUGAUGAAACAUCCCAGUUCAAUGACCGCCUUACAUUUGCCAUACCUAGGUCAGGGCGAUGAAACGCGUACUUGGUGACCCAUUUGUUUCUUGAUUUCCUGAUGAUGAUGUGGCCUAAGAACUGGAGCUGUCGUUCUUGUAACAGCUGCAUGAGCGGGACUUGUUUCACCCGGCCUCUCGAGGACUUCUUCUUUCUUGUUACCCAGAAAUAUUCUACAGCGAUUGGUUGGUCAGCUGAUGACUUUAUCUUCAAGCUUCUUUAAUUUGCUAGUGUUCCUGCGUCACAUCCGUAUAGAAGUAUCAGUAGAUAGGUUGUCUCGAACGAGUUGAUUUAAGGUCUUUAGAGGCAGUCGCCUAAGACUCUCUAACUUCCAGCGGCGAUGUUGGAGGUCAUCCCUUAUCCAAGGUAAAUGAAAUCAUCAGCGACCUUGAUGUCUUCAUUAUUUGAGAUCGGAUUUUUCUUUGUGUUGACGACGAGGACGAUCUUUUCGGUCUUAGCAGUUUUUUUUCAGCUGGUUAUGGGCUUCUUCAAGGGAAUUCCCAAGAGUAUCAAUAUUGUCUGCAAAGUCUCAGGUCAUUAAUCACUUUCCUGAGGUAUCUGCCAGAUCUUCUGGGCGCUCUGGUAAAGUCGUGGUCUCCCUCUCAUUGCUUCAUUAUGAAAUCGUUGAUAACGAUGAGCAAAAAGGGGACCGAAACCCCCCCCCCCCCCCUCCGGAAGGAGUUUAGUGACCUCAAAUUCUUUAGUCAGAUGGCUAUCAACAUAUACUGCACUCUUGAAAUUGGUAUAUAGGGCUAUCGCGAUAUCAACUUAUGGUUCGGGAUUCCGUUUUGUUCGCAAUAUAUCCGUAAAAGAUGGAGAUUUGGCAGUAAUUUAUCGAUACGAAUAUGUGACAUCUCAUAUGUUCAUAAAGUCCAAAUAUUUUCAGUCUGUAGUUUCGUAACUGCCUACGUUGCGUACAUAUCUGGGAUGAUCCUUCAUGUGUUAAAUCAGACACUACUGUCUCCAUUCUAGCCCACACUGGAACUCGUUCCAACUUGAGGGUCAAAAUUUGGAUUCAGCACUAAAAAAAAAUCUUUUAAAAUGACCGUGUCUAUGUGUAAACUUCAUACGUAGUUAGUUACAAACAAGUAGGGGGUGUUUAUCUAUACCACAGAAGACCAACCUGUAGUUUCUAAAUUGACGUUUAUGGUCGAGAAAGGCUAUUAUUUGAGCAAUUUUUCCUCGAAAAGUUUCCCUCGAAAGGAGAACUUGUCCUUGCUAAUCAUUGGCAAAACUUGGCAAAUGUUUUGUUUGACAAGUGUUCUUGCUCAAAACCUGGCGUGGUGUUUUCGACCGAACAAAUAGGACACUUUCCCAAGAAGGCUUUCAAAAACGUUUUUUUUGUCUCAACUGUUUUUAGGACGUAAGGAAUUCGUUCCUGGAUAGCUUGAUUGCAAGCACCCAGUUAUCAAAGAUGAACACUCAACUCACGAUUUUUGCUUUGGCAAUUUUCCUGUUUGCUACAUGUUCUCGUGGUAAGGUCAUUGACUUCUUUUACUCUAUUAAGGCUAGAAAACGUACAUUUUUUUACUAGUUGUUAACUGUUAUUACACUGCGCUGGGAAUAAUAAUAUUACCCUGAUCACCAAAGGCGCUGCUUGCGCAACCGAGCUAUGACCUCUUGACUGUUUACUCCAUUUAUACUCAUAUAUGCUUGUGAGGAAGGUGUGAGUUUUAAGCAGCUGUAGUUCUUAGAGCAGUUUAAUAGCUGUUGCUAAGAAUGUUUCGUCAAUGGUAAAAUUGCCUUUCUAGAUACGAAUACGAGUCAUAUGUUGGAGUGUGACGUUACAUGACGUCAAGAAUUCGCUAUUUUUAAUUGAUGGCAGCAAGAAAUAUAACUUUUAUCGAGACAACUAAAGCCAAAAUAUGUAAAAAUAUUGUUCUAAUGUAACGUUUUACUAGUCUUUCACAUUCCAUUGCUUUGUAAAAAAAAUCCAAUCAAAUGCACCAUCGGUUAAAAUAUGUCUUUCUAACAAUACUUUGAUUCUUCUUAUCUGAAACUGUUUAGGUUACUCUGCAAGGCAUAAUUCUACAAAAAGAGAGUUUAAGAAAGGUGAGGAAUUACAUGAUGACAGGUGCAAACGGCUCCUAGAGUCCGCGUCCUAUAAAACCUAUACUCUCAUGCAAAUCCUUUACAAAUCGUCUUGUCAACCAAAAGGAUGGGAAGGAUUUUUCAACCGAGCGGACAUCAAAAAACUGAUAGUAAAGAUCUCCAAACGGCUUCAAAAAGAUUCUCGAAAGAGGAAGCUUAGACUGAAUCCAAAAAUCGGAUGGAUUUUCAGAGCACUCUAUAUGGUUCCUCCUGACCAAGUGAAGGCUAUAAUUAUGGGACAAGAUCCAGCCCCACAACCUGGCCUAGCAACGGGGCUCUCAUUUAGUCUAGAUCCCUCGAUCCAUCCCAAAACUGUCCAAAGUGUCCUAAGAGUGAUUCUUGAAGCUCGAAACGAAGGGUACUGCGUUAAUACUAAUGUGGGUGUCUUGGAGAACUGGGCUAAACAGGGCGUUCUUCUGCUAAACACAGCGCUGACCUUAGUACAGAACAAAAUUGGCUCGCACAUACCAAUCUGGAGAAGAUUCAGCCGUGAAAUGAUAAAGUAUAUAAACGACAAUGUUCGUCCAUCCGUUUGGAUUCUUUGGGGUAGCAAAGCUAAAAGGUUAGAGAACAAAAUCAACAAAAGAAAGCAUUACAUUGUGAAAGGAGGCCAUCCAUCGCCCAGAGCAGCUGCCAAAAAGUUCUUCUGUCGAAGUUACUUUACCUGUGCUAACGAAUGGUUGAAUAGAAAAGGUCGCGGCAUAGUGGACUGGAACCUUGUUCCUCCGCCUUGCAAAAACCACGCCAGUCGUUUGUUUGGCCGGAAAAAGUCUGGUUCAGGGUUUACCGAGAAAGAAAGAUGUGAAAUGCAGCCCUGUCCGGCAUUUUAAUGUAAUGAGAUAAAUAAGGAGUUUGAAACAAAGUAAAACAUCUGUUCACUAUUAUUUGGAUUUGCAGUCACUACUCUUAAGUAAGAAGCAAACGAAAUCAGUCUUUUAUCGAAUUAAGGAACUGACUAAAAGACCUAGGUCACAGUGGGAAAUUCAGUUCUUGAAGUAAGGUGGCGGGGGAAGGAAGGUUUGAAAAGAAGCAUCUAAGUGCCUUGUCUAAAAGGAGGGGAAGAAUUACGGGCUCCUCCCCUAGACCUACUAUUACUGUAUACAGUAUCUUAGCUUCUCAGCACAAGGAAGAGAUACAUGUGAUAAGUAAAGAAUGAUGAUAAAUUUUAACAUCGGUGAAGAAAUGAGAAAUGAUGUGAUCAACAUGUCACGAGCACGAGACAAAGAAAAAUUCUGAGUCACCAACAGAAAUUGAACCUGAGGACGAAUAGUUCUAAUUUGCUUUUGUAUUUUUGUACUCUUUCCUUGAACACUGCCGAGUCUUCUUAGGUGAAUCCUAGCUAAUCCUGGUAACUUAACGGUACAAACAAACUGGAAAUGUAAUUUAAAAAGACAUACAUCACAGCUUCAUUUCUUAUAAAUACAAAUGAAAGGAUAUAAAUAAGUGUCGUGCAUAUAAAUAUCUGGACCUAGAAUCUUGGACGAAAGGAAACAUACCAAUAAAAAGUCACUAUGAUGGUCCUUACAUGUAAAUGUGGCGCUUCUUUAUAUGAAAACAUGAUAUGUUUAAGCGAAAGCGCUCUAACAGAGAAAUGUGAGUGUGAAACAGACAUUAUAUUCAAACUGUACAUUACACUGGCCAUAUUUCAACGUUGUCUUUUCUGACUUCUUUAUGUCUUUCAACAGCAUCAAAAGCCAUUACGGCCCCUGAUAGUAUAGUUCUCUUUGCACUGCUUUUAAAGCGUUUGCUAUAUUUUGUUCACACCCUCAAAUAACAAUCUGCAUCGCAAGAAGACCGUCGUUUUGAUAGGUAUAGUGAGCUAACUUGUAAUUAUUACCUUAGGGGUUUCUUUGAAAGUCUCAGUUUGUUUAUACGUGAAAGGUUUGUCCUAUAAGAAAUUGUCGUUAUAAUCAUAUUUUUCUUGGACGUUUUAUGGGCUCAAUCUGAAAGAAAUUAACCCAAUCGAACAUCUCCAUGUUUUAUUAUUAUUUUUUUUUUGCAGAAAAAGGACCUCUUUAUAACAGA
Molecule: messenger RNA, 10985 nt
Organism: Porites evermanni
Lineage: Eukaryota; Metazoa; Cnidaria; Anthozoa; Scleractinia; Poritidae
Source: the annotation of a GenBank genome assembly